This is a messenger RNA of Stereum hirsutum FP-91666 SS1, 666 nucleotides long. RefSeq lists its product as uncharacterized. The record is from RefSeq and is a predicted model, not a curated record. Lineage: Eukaryota; Fungi; Basidiomycota; Agaricomycetes; Russulales; Stereaceae. The transcript is spliced from 4 exons. Bases 1 to 666 code for a protein of 221 amino acids.
AUGUCUGCUCCAACGCUAAACUCUACCAUCGGUGCCAUUGAGAUUGGAAUCCUCCUUGGCUUCGGUUUCAUGGGUGCCAUGGUCGUCCAAGCGUAUACAUACUACCAGUCUGACUUUAGCGACACCAAGCCUUUGAAAGCUUUGGUGGGUGCUUAUUACGGGAGGACCGUGCUAGAGAUCGUCCAUACCGCUUUCAUAGGUGUAUACGUCUACACCUCUACAGUAACCCAUUUCGGUGAUCUUGCCGCCUUGACCAUCGCGGAGUGGAGUCUCGGGUUUUCUAUCCCAGUCGCUAACCUAGUCAUGGUACUCGUGCAGAGCUUCUUCGCCUAUAGGGUGCACUGUCUGUCCCAACGUUGGCCCAUAACCAUCAUUUCCUGGACAGGAUCAUUCGUCCGGAUCGUGUGCGCUCUGUCUAUCUCCAUAAUCUCACAUAUCGAGAAGGAACUUCCGAUCUUCAUCGACAAGUUUCGGUGGCUCGUUAUUACGCUGCUGGUCGUGGGGACCGCGGUGGAUUUACUGAACAUGGUCGCGUUGUGUUAUUAUUUGUAUCGUGCGAGGUCGGACAUCAUGAAGUCUCGUAAAACCUUGGAGAGAUUGUUGCUGUGGACUAUCGGUGCGUUAUCUCGACAUUGUCUCGCUGGAGCAAUAGUGCAAAUAUACUGA